Messenger RNA from Tarenaya hassleriana, 2901 nucleotides. Its product is annotated as heterogeneous nuclear ribonucleoprotein 1. The record is from RefSeq and is a predicted model, not a curated record. The transcript is spliced from 4 exons. The coding region runs from base 626 to 2053 and encodes 475 amino acids. NCBI's taxonomy places the organism in Eukaryota, Viridiplantae, Streptophyta, Magnoliopsida, Brassicales, Cleomaceae. Gene Ontology annotation, molecular function: RNA binding.
ACCGAGCUAAGCUUUCGUCUUUCUCCCUAAAACAUAUGCUGCUCUCUUUCUCUAUCUAGAGCGCGUCGCUGUGCGUUGCCAAAAAAAAAAAUCGUUUUUAUUGACGCCAUUGAAAUUGCGUUAAAUCGGGUUGAAUCUGAUUGAAAAAAGCCGGAUAAUUUGCUUUCUACUAUCGGUUUCUCCCCCUCACCCCUCCCAAAAUCAGUUUCUUUCUUUCUUGGGAAGGGCAGGAUUAAUCGUGCCUUCUGUUCAAAUCUGGUGCCUCUUCAGAUCUUUGUGUUUCUUGGCGAGAUUUGGCAUCUGGGUUUGGUCUGAUUGUUGGGUUUUCGAUCGUGUCUGGAUUUUAUUCUCUGAUCUUAUGCCAGUCUGGGAUUUGGAUUGAUGUUCAUUGCAUAUCUUGGGACUGAAAUCUGCUUUAUUUGCUCCUUGUUUCCCGAUCAAUUAUCUGGAAGAUUGGCUUGAUUCUGGCUUCGUUUAUCGGUUGACGAAGGAUCUGUUGUUCCUGGGUUGAAUCCGUUGAGGUUUUUGCAUCGUUGCCAGAUACUAAAUCAACGUUUCUGAUUGAUUUCCGUAUCGCAAAGCUGCGAAACUGCUGUCUGGUUUGGUCAUAAGAAGCAGCAAAAAAAUGCAAUCGGAUAAUGGGAAGCUUUUCAUCGGUGGGAUAUCGUGGGACGCCAAUGAGGAACGUCUCAAGGAGUAUUUCAGUAGCUUCGGGGAAGUGAUAGAGGCAGUGAUCAUGAAGGAUCGUACCACCGGACGCGCCCGUGGUUUCGGGUUUGUAGUGUUUGCUGAUCCAGCCGUUGCCGAUAGAGUUAUAAAGGAGAAGCACAAUAUCGAUGGGAGAAUGGUUGAGGCCAAAAAAGCAGUUCCUAGAGAUGACCAGAACAUUGUAAGUAGAAGCAAUCACAGUAGCGUACAAGGUUCUCCCGGUCCAGGCCGCACAAGGAAGAUUUUUGUCGGAGGGUUACCAUCCUCAGUUACGGAGAGUGAUUUCAGAAAGUAUUUUGAACAGUUUGGGACAACAACCGAUGUUGUUGUUAUGUAUGACCACAACACCCAAAGGCCUAGAGGAUUCGGAUUCAUAACUUAUGAAGAUGAGGAGGCUGUGGAGAAAGUAUUGCUCAAGACCUUUCAUGAACUUAACGGUAAAAUGGUUGAGGUUAAACGAGCUGUUCCUAAGGAGUUAUCACCAGGUCCAAGUCGCAGUCCAGUGGGAGGUUACAACUAUGGUGUUAAUCGGGUCAAUAACCUCCUUAACGGAUAUGCUCAGGGAUAUAAUCCUUCUGCAAUUGGAGGCUACGGACUUAGAAUGGAUGGUCGCUUCGGUCCAGUUACAGGUGGACGGAGUGGUUUUGCACCUUUUGGUUCUGGCUAUGGUUUGAGUAUGAACUUUGAGCAGGGAAUGCCCGCUGGAUUCACCAGUACUGCAAAUUUUAGUGGAAAUGUUGACUAUGAUCGAGGGAUGAGUCCGUACUAUAUUGGUAACACGAACAGGUUUGGCUCUGCUGUUGGUUAUGAUGGAGGAAACUCAUCCUUCUUCAGCUCGGUCACACGGAAUCUAUGGGGGAAUGAAGGACUUAACUAUAGGAAUACCAGCAACACCAACACAGGUUCCAAUUCAUAUGUCGGAUCAACCAGCGGGAACACGCUAAGUGGUCCUUUUGGCAGUUCCGGAGUCAAUUGGGGUCCUGGAAUUUCCGGCCAACAAGGUGCGGGAAAUAGCGUCACUGGCGACAAUGCCAAGUUCGGGUAUGGAGGCAAUGGUGAAUCAAGUUUUGGGUUGGGAACAGGAGGAGGGUAUGGAAGAAACUCGGGAACUAGUAUGGCGCCAGCUUCUUCGUUCUCUUCCGGCAGUGGUUAUGAUGCAGCUCUUGCAGAUUUUUAUAGUGAUCCGACAUGGAGAUCACCAACUUCUGAGAGAGACGGCUCUGGAUCCUUUGGCUAUGGGAUAGGAGGAGGUGCUCCUCCUUCAGAUGUUUCAGCUAGAAGCUCCUCCCCGGGCUAUGUUGGUAGUUUCAGUGUUAACAAGAGACAACCAAACAGAGGAACAUGAUGGAAGGCGUGUGUGUUCAUCCCACGUACGCAUUGUGGUCUCGAUGGCUCUGUCUCAGUUUUCCGCUGUUUUCACGUACCUCUACUACAUUCCUUUCGGUUCUACCCUCAAUACAGUAGGCGAAACACCGGGAACUUCUGGUUCCCGGCAAUAUCUUAUACAUCCUUUCCAUAUACACCCCGCCGCCCACAGAACGAAUCUUCUUCGCCAUCUUUAGAGCUAACCAGAGUUGUCUCUCUGUUUCUGGUAAACAAAACAAAGAAAGAUUGAACCCUUAGGCAUAGAAACUACCUGAGCAUUUUUGUGUCGCUGGUUGGUUUUCGAAUUUCUUUUUCCCUCUAGGCCUUUUUUCUUGUGUUGCCUUCGUGUUUGAGAGGUGAUAUCGGGUUGCUGGAUAGUUUCAGAAAGAACUGCAUGUGCUUCUCCAUAGAGGCAGCGAUGCAUAUAGAGAUGAAAAAAAAAAAACAAAAGAAAAAGGAAAAAAAAAAGGUUAGGAUCCUGUCAUUGGGUUACCUGGCUGUUAAGAGUCUUCGACUUCUCCCCUCUUCCUGGGGAUUAUGCCGGGAUUUGAGGCAGAUUGUGUCAGAUGAAGAUUUGUCUUUUCUGGGUUUGGGUUUUUUUGGUUGUUGUGUUGGUGGUGCGAGAGACGUGGGAGGAAGAGGAUCCACCCUCAAGAGAAGAAUAAGUUUUUAGCCACGCCACGUCUCUUUCUGCAGAUUCUUUGUUCUCUGUUUGUAUGUGUUCUGCAAAAACACAAGCUCGUUUUUGUCUCUGUGUACUGUUUAUUUUACAGAAACAUUUUAUUAUUAUUAUUAUUAUUAUUAUUAGCAUCUACAUGCUUUGUGAGA